This is a messenger RNA of Salvelinus sp. IW2-2015, 1679 nucleotides long. Its product is annotated as gastrula zinc finger protein XlCGF57.1. Gene Ontology annotation, molecular function: RNA polymerase II transcription regulatory region sequence-specific DNA binding; DNA-binding transcription factor activity, RNA polymerase II-specific. Gene Ontology annotation, biological process: regulation of transcription by RNA polymerase II. Gene Ontology annotation, cellular component: nucleus. The record is from RefSeq and is a predicted model, not a curated record. Lineage: Eukaryota; Metazoa; Chordata; Actinopteri; Salmoniformes; Salmonidae.
GACUUUUUGCGGACCACCAUGAUACCAUAGAAGCAGCAGCAACAUUGUGUCCGAACGUAACUAGCAAAUCUUGCUGCAAAAACAACAAUUUCUCAAUCUCAUUCCUUUCUUCCCCAACAUGUAUAAACUACAGCUGCUUAAUCUGUUUCUCAACGAAAAAUUAAUCGCAGUUCCUUUGGAGAUAUCCGUGGCAGUUAAAAAAACGAUAGCAGAGCACCAGGAAGAAAUCUGCCGUUUGAGACGGGCGAAUGAACGUUUACGAAGAAUCCUGGAUUUGGUUUUCAAACCAGAGAUAAAGUUGCAUAGAUUAGCAGACCUCCAGCAACUCACUCUUUCUGAAGAGGAGGUUAACUGUGGCCAGCAGCACUGUGAGCAGGAAUGGAGCGCCAAUCUGGGGCCGGUGGACUCUGAUGCCGUAGAGUCUAUAUGGGACUCGAUCAACAUCAGAACGGUAGAGAACCAAACAGAAUCAGAAGACGAGAGCAACAGAGAGUCCCAAUCAACCAGUGACUAUCAGCCCCACUCUGAUGUAAACCCAGACAGUGACAAUGGAAAAGUGGAUGGAGUGGUGAGCAGAAUACCACCGUCAAGGUCAAAGAGGGGAAGAGGACGGCCAAGGAAACACACCGGUGAGUCGCCUGAUCUGAAAUUUGGCGUGUGCGGGAAAUUCUCGGCGACAGCAGCGAAUCUGAAAAGACAUCAACACAAUCAUCACAGUGAAGAGAGGCCAAGAAAAGAAACCAGUGGAUUGCCUGAUCUAAAAUGUGACGUGUGUGGAAAAUGCUUUACGGCAGCACGUAGUCUGAUGAGGCAUCGGCGGAAUCGGCACAGUGAUGAGAGACCGUACAUGUGCGACACAUGUGGACAAUGUUUCACCCUGAACGGCUACCUGACCCGGCACAUGAAGCGUCACACGGAGGAGAGACAAUAUUGCUGCACCGAAUGUGGCAAAUGUUUCUUUCACAAAGAGAACCUGGAAAAUCAUAUGGGUGUUCAUAGAGGGGGGGCUUUUAAAUGUGACGUGUGUGGAAGAUGCUUGACGACUAAAGGGGGUCUGAAAUUUCAUCAGAAAAAGCACACGGAACAGAAAUCGCAUCGGUGUAAAGAAUGUAGCAAAGCCUUUUUCUGCAGGUCAAACCUGAAAAAGCAUAUGAGGAUUCACACUGGGGAGAAACCAUUUUGGUGCAAAGAAUGUGGCAAAUGCUUUGGUGAGAAUGGAAGCCUGUCAAAGCAUAUGAUGACUCACACCGAGGAGAAACCUCAUCGCUGUAAUGAAUGUGGCAGAUGCUUCGGUCUGAAGGGAAACCUGACAGUUCAUAUGAGGACUCAUAGAGGUGAGGGAGUACAAUGUCAUUUGUGUGGAACUCACUUGAAGUUAGCAUCAAGUCUGAAAAGACAUCUGCGAACUCACAGAAAGAAUAUUCAUAAUGACUGAGAACAUGUAAAAAUCCUUUGUGUAAAAUGUGUUAGUUGAAAGAUACAAUAUUAAGAGGACAUACCCCUCAGGUCACUGCUUGUGGUUAAAGGUACUGUCUGAAAUCUGGGAAUCUGUUCAAUGGUAAAGUCCAUUGAUAUAGUCGCCUAUUAAGGCGUCAAUCAUGAGCUAAGCACAAAUGUUUUACUUUAUUUUGUACAUGGUUACUUUUUGAAAAUAAAUUGGGUAGAGCCCAGAGAAAGGA